AUGUUCUUGCGGGUAAGGUAAGUCUCGGGUUUGACGCUGUCUUCAUGGGUACGGUAGCGACGGUUUGUGCCUCAUUUCUCGACGUAAUAAAGCUAUUGGUUAUUCUAUCGCUGAUAUCUCGGAAUUCUAGGUGGCAAUUUGCCAAUAGCCUUUCAAAUUUACAAGCCAACUUAUUCUCCUAUCAAAAAGAUAUAAUUUAUCCUCUUUCAGCUUCAUAAUAAUCUCCAUAGGCCUGUUUGCCCACUACACCUUCUCUUGUGGAUGUUGUGGCGGCGGUGGUGGUUGCUGUGACUGUUGCUCGUCCUCGAUCCCGACCAUGGCAACAACACAAGCAACCCCAAUGACGACGACUUCCGAAACUCUUAAUAUCAAUGUUUCACGACGUCGAAGAGCGUAUGAAGACUCGGAUGUCAAGCUGACCUAUUUACCGAGAGUUCAGCGAGAGGAGUUUCUGAAAGACGAAGGCCCAACUGGAAGCGAGUGCAAUUGUACCUGUGACGACGAAUGGAAUACAACCGAGUUGCCGACGACAACUUUGGGUCCAGAAAACUCCGAUGCGUCGUUGAAUUUGUGGUCCCAAAUCAGCGACGUCAUGGAUAACACAACCGUGAUCGAUUCGCUGUGA
This is a messenger RNA of Bursaphelenchus xylophilus (pine wood nematode), 625 nucleotides long. The record is from the annotation of a GenBank genome assembly. NCBI's taxonomy places the organism in Eukaryota, Metazoa, Nematoda, Chromadorea, Rhabditida, Aphelenchoididae.